Molecule: messenger RNA, 5438 nt
Organism: Rhineura floridana
Lineage: Eukaryota; Metazoa; Chordata; Lepidosauria; Squamata; Rhineuridae
Gene: TRPM8
Product: transient receptor potential cation channel subfamily M member 8
Exons: 24
Coding region: 1-3276 (1091 amino acids)
Biological process (GO): calcium ion transmembrane transport
Cellular component (GO): membrane
Molecular function (GO): ligand-gated calcium channel activity
Source: RefSeq, a predicted model, not a curated record
AUGAGAAGCCGAAGAAAUGGUACCUUGGAGAGCUCAAAAAGUCUUUAUUCCAGUAUUUUUUGUAGCACAGAUCAAUCAUUCACUGAGAAUGAUUUGGUGCUCUUCAUUCAAGAAAACUUUAAGAAGAGAGAGUGUGUCUUUUUCACUAAAGAUGCCAAGUCAAUUGACAAUCUUUGUAAAUGUGGAUACUCAAAAUCACAACAUGUAGAAGGGACUCAGAUGAACAACCAUGAGAAAUGGAAUUAUAAGAAACACACUAAAGAAUUCCCAACUGAUGCCUUUGGUGACAUUGAAUUUGAAAAUUUGGGCAAAACAGGAAAGUAUAUCCGCCUGUCAUGUGAUACAGACUCUGAAACACUCUACAACCUAAUGACCCAGUACUGGCAUCUGAAAACACCCAACCUCAUAAUCUCUGUUACUGGCGGAGCAAAGAACUUUGCUUUAAAGCCGCGGAUGCGUAAAAUAGUCAGCAGGCUGAUCUACAUUGCACAGUCUAAAGGAGCCUGGAUAUUCACUGGGGGAACUCAUUAUGGAUUGAUGAAAUAUAUCGGAGAAGUGGUAAGAGAUAAUACUAUCAGUAGAAGCUCUGAAGAGAACGUGGUUGCCAUUGGCAUAGCUGCUUGGGGGAUGGUUUCUAACCGUGAGAGCCUGAUUAGAAACUGCAAUGCUGAGACAUAUUAUUCAGGACCCUAUAUUAUGGAUGACCUCAAGAGGGACCCAUUGUACUGUUUGGAUAAUAAUCAUACACAUCUAAUUCUGGUUGAUAACGGGACUCAUGGAUACCCUGCCAUAGAGGCCAAACUACGAACCCAGUUAGAAAAAUAUAUUUCAGAACGCAUUAUUCCUGAUUCUAAUUAUGGUGGGAAGAUUCCAAUUGUGUGUUUUGCUCAAGGAGGUGGAAAAGAAACUCUGAAAGCGAUUAACACUGCAGUCAAGAGCAAAAUUCCCUGUGUGGUGGUGGAAGGUUCUGGCCAGAUUGCCGAUGUGAUUGCAAGCUUAGUGGAGAUGGAAGGCACACUUACCUCCUCAUCUGUCAAAGAGAAAUUGCUCAGAUACUUGCCUCGCACUCUUUCUAGACUCACAGAAGAGGAAAUUGAAAGCUGGAUCAGAUGGAUCAAAGAAGUACUUGAAAAUCCUCAUCUGCUAACUGUGAUCAAAAUAGAAGAAGCUGGAGAUGAAAUUGUGAGCAAUGCCAUUUCAUUUGCUCUUUAUAAAGCUUUCAGCACAAAUGAACAAGAUAAAGAUAAUUGGAAUGGGCAACUCAAACUGCUUUUGGAAUGGAACCAGCUCGACCUGGCUAGCGAAGAGAUUUUUACUAACGAUCGACGCUGGGAAUCUGCUGAUCUUCAGGAUGUCAUGUUUACAGCCUUGGUGAAGGACAGGCCAAAAUUUGUUCGCCUCUUUCUGGAAAAUGGCUUAAAUCUGAGGAAGUUUCUCAGUAAUGAUGUUCUAACUGAGUUCUAUACCAACAACUUCAGCAGUCUGGUGUUUAAGAAUCUGCAGAUUGCUAAGAACUCCUACAAUGAUGCUCUCCUUACAUUUGUCUGGAAAAUGGUGGAGGAUCUCAGAAGAGGAAUCAAAAAGGAGAACAAAAGCAGCAAGGAUGACAUAGAGGAUGUCUCUCUCAUUGCAAGGCACCCCUUGCAGGCUCUCUUUAUUUGGGCAGUCCUUCAAAACAAAAAGGAGCUAUCCAAAGUGAUUUGGGAACAGACUAGAGGCUGCACCCUGGCGGCAUUGGGGGCAAGCAAGCUCUUGAAAAGCCUGGCUAAGGUAAAGAAUGAUAUCAGUGCUGCUGGGGAAUCGGAGGAGCUGGCAAAUGAAUAUGAGACAAGAGCUGUGGAGUUGUUCACGGAAUGUUACAGUAGUGAUGAAGAUCUGGCUGAGCAGCUUCUUCUAUAUUCCUGUGACGCCUGGGGUGGAAGCAAUUGCCUGGAACUUGCUGUGGAAGCGAAGGACCAACAAUUCAUCGCCCAGCCAGGAGUCCAGAAUUUUCUUUCAAAACAAUGGUAUGGGGAGAUCUCCAGAGACACCAAGAACUGGAAGAUCAUCCUAUGCCUUUUCCUUUUUCCUUUAAUAGGCUGUGGAUUCAUCUCUUUCAGGAAAAAGCCAACUGAGAGGAGCAAAAAGCUGUUCUUAUACUAUGCCUGGUUCUUCACUUCACCCUUUGUAGUCUUCUCUUGGACUGUCAUCUUUUACAUUGCCUUCCUCCUGCUGUUUGCUUACGUCCUGCUGAUGGAUUUCCAGAAAGAGCCCACCAUGCUGGAACUGAUCCUCUACGUGCUGGUCUUCAUCCUGCUUUGUGAUGAAGUGAGACAAUGGUAUAUGAAUGGUAGCAAGUACUUUUCAGACUUGUGGAAUAUUAUGGACACCCUUGCAAUUUUUUACUUCAUAGCAGGAAUUGUGUUCAGGCUCCAUUCUUCAAAUGAAACAUCCUGGUAUUCCGGCAGAGUAAUUUUUUGCCUGGAUUACAUUGUUUUCACUCUAAGGCUGAUCCAUAUAUUCACCGUUAGCAAGAAUCUAGGACCCAAGAUAAUUAUGCUUCAGAGGAUGCUGAUUGAUGUCUUUUUCUUCCUGUUCCUCUUUGCGGUGUGGAUGAUCGCUUUUGGUGUAGCCAGACAAGGAAUCCUGCGGAAGAACGAACACCGCUGGGAAUGGAUAUUCCGAUCUGUUGUCUAUGAGCCUUACCUUGUAAUGUUUGGCCACUAUCCUACAGAUAUUGAUGGUACCACAUAUGAUUUUAAUCACUGCACCUUCACUGGGAAUGAAUCCAAACCUCUGUGCGUAGAACUGGAUUCCAACAAUCUUCCCCGAUUCCCAGAGUGGAUCACCAUUCCAUUACUGUGCAUCUACAUGCUGUCCACCAAUAUCCUCCUGGUUAACUUAUUAAUAGCCAUGUUUGGUUAUACUGUUGGAACAGUUCAAGAAAACAACGACCAAGUAUGGAAGUUCCAGCGCUAUUUCUUGGUACAAGAGUACUGCAGCCGCUUAACUAUACCAUUUCCUUUUGUCAUCUUUGCCUAUAUCUACAUGGUGAUGAGGAAACUUUUAAAAUGUUGUUGUAAAACUGAAUGUAAACAAUCAUCCAUUUGCUGUUCAAGAAAUGAAGACAAUGAAACUCUGGCAUGGGAAGCUGUCAUGAAAGAAAACUAUCUAGUCAAAAUUAAUACGAAGGCUAAUGACUCAUCAGAAGAAAUGGCCCAGCGAUUUAGACAGCUGGAUAUGAAGCUGAAUGAUCUGAAAUGUCUUCUGAAAGAUCUUGCUAACAAACUCAGAUGAAAGGAAUCUGGAUUGAAGAGGAAACGCCUUCCAGCCGUGUAAACUUGCACAACAGAGGAAAGUCAAUGAAUAAGCAACAGCUGAUGAGAAGGGACUAUUUUUUUAAUGCCACCUCCUUUUUUAAAAAGAAGAUUACCUCUUCAAUGCAAUAUAUUUUGUUGUGACAUGUAAUUUACAGUACUGAAGCUUUCUGAGCCUAAGUGUUGAUUUUAGAUAAAUAUUUGUCAUGUGGUGUCUAUUUAAGCUUUCAAAAGUUUUAAGCAUAUGGGCAGCCGGUCAAGCAAGCCAUUUGUGUCACGCCAUCCCCAGAUUUCCUUAAUUUCUUCUGCACAGAUAUUGCAAUGUAGUAACAAGAAAAACUGCAGAGGAUUUACCAGUCCCACAGAUAGUCAUGUAAGAAAGGGCACAUUUAAGUUGUACAUCUUCCUGACUACCCAUAGUCCCAACAGAAGGUUUUAGACCUUUUGAACUUGUUUCAGUGGCAGGGCUCAUUCCCAGAACAUUUGCACUAACAGCGCUCACUACUGAGUAACCAUAAUUCAGCCAUUCCUUGUCUUGGGUGGUGGUGGUGGUGAUGCUGUGCUAAGAUCUGAGGCUUCUAGGGAAGCUUAUGUUCGAAAACUGGGUUUACUAGUAGUGAUGUGAUGCUGCUGAGCUCUGAAAUUGGUUCAGAAACAACUAUCCCUGGUUUAAAAUUAAUGAGCAUGUUAAAAUCUGUGGAGAACCUCUUUGGAUUUUACCGAGGCUCUUAAAUAAGCUUGGGCCUUUCCAAGCCUCUCCCAGAAUUUACCUGGUGACAAGUAUGAAGAGAGACAAAAUGCAUUCAGAAUAGCCUUACCUGUUCCUAAAACAUCUUUGGGAAAGCUUGGAAAGAACAAUCUUUUUCUGAAUCAAUACUGGGGAAAUUUAGCUAUCUCUUGUUAACAGAUCUCCUGAGGCAUUAAGUCUGGGGGAUGCUUGGCCAGGUAGAGGCCAGCAAAAGCUCUUGAGCCAACCAGAAAACCCUCUUAGUUUUGGCUCCUCACCCUAAGAUCAUUUUCUUUUUCCUUUGGCAAACUUGGGAAAGAGCAAAUUCAAACUCUUUAUAGCAAGCCCUGUGACCCAGCAACCGCACCCAAUGCUGUUCUUCUAGAAAUUAGUAAAUAUCUAAAAUGAAGUUGUCUCUGAAAAGUCUGUAUGCCCUCAUCCCCCCGCUGCCGAUUUCCCAUUCUCCUUGGAUCCAGCUGGGAAGAAGCGGGUGUUUUCUUCUUUGCAAGAUUAUUGAUGCUUCUAAAACCACUCUUUCCCUUAUUCAGAAGCAAAAGUGGGGUGUGCAAAUUAUAUGAACGUUUUGUCUGUUUGGAACAUAACCCUAGUACUCUUCUUUUUCUACUUCAGUUGCUUUAUAUAACUAUCCACCCUUUCUAUGAUUUCAUCUAGUCACCUUCACUCUUUUCUGACUACAAACUAAGCCUCCUUCUUCCCCCUUUUUUGUAAUUUUAAACAAGUAAGAUUAUUAUUUUUAAAACAAAACAAUCAGAGAUAUUUUGUUAUAGUGAGGCCAAGAGGAAACAAAAAUGACACAUCUGAAAGACACAAAGGUCAGAGAAAGAAAACAUAGUAAUAAAAUAAACUACAUUCCAAUAAUACACCUCUAACAGUGGGAAAGGGUUGCCAAUUAUCAUGCUCUUUGUUAGAACGCAAGACAGUACUGCAUUUCCACUUGGACUCAGAAAGAUUGGGAACCCCUUGUGCACCCCCAUCAGUUUUCUUAACACUGCUAAUGCACCUUUUUCUCACUUUUUUAGUAAUGUGGUUUAGGUAUUUAUUUGAAUAAUUUAUAUACCACCUAUUAUUAAGGCAGUUUAUAGCCAUAUAAUACACAAUUCAAAGGCAAUGCAUUUCAAAGAUGAAAUAAAUAAAUGAUGGACAAGCAGCAUCCCCAGACAGUUGAAGUGAAGCAGUUGGUACUUACCAUGGGUGCCAAACUAAGUUUUCAACAGGCACUAGAAAUAUCACACUGACAGCAUUUGUCACACUUCAGAGGGGAGGCAGUCCUAUAGAGCAGGUACCUCCCUGUGUGAAAGUUAGACGAGGCAUGGAGAGAUCUGAGAAGGGGGGAGAAUGAGACAAGGGAGAAAGCAUUGAUGAAUCUUAAGAGAUGGACUGUAAGAAAGAUGCAG